CGUGCUUGACGUUGCCUACUACAGCUGUGGAAAAUGAGCGGUGAACAGGUGGUUCGCAUAAUGAUAGACCGGCUUCAAUCUCGACUUCAGCACAUUCUCGGUCGGCAACCUCUGGACCUAGACUAUUUACAGUUCAUAUGCACACAGGAGAUGGUGUUGUUUAGUGCAUUUUCUGAUCAGGUUUAUCUUCCUGAGAGUAUUGUGGAUGGUCUCGCAGAACUGUACAGAUUAGUAACUGAGGAAAAAUCUAAUGAAGUCUUGGAAGUGUUAAUUCAAGUCACUCAUGGGGCAGCUGGACGUCCACGCUUUGAUGUGUCGCAAGAUUACCUGCUGCAUCUACUCCAUCAAGGUCUCCCUGUGUCAUGCAUUGCCAGUCUUCUCGGAGUGUCUAAGCGGACAGUGUACAGACGAAUGGCAGAUUUAAACAUCACAGUUAGAGGUCUAUACAGCACUUUAUCAGACUCAGAACUUGAUAACCUUGUUGGUGAAAUCAAAGAAAGCAUGCCACAUGCAGGUUAUCGGCUUGUUAAGGGAGUUUGCAAGCCAGAGGACAUAGGGUUCAGUGGGAGAGAGUUAAGGCCUCAAUGCAUCGUGUUGACACCAUGGAUCAUGUACCUAGGUGUCGCAAAUAACAAUCUGUCAUCUACAGCCUUGGCCUUCUUCCAGCAGUCCAUUGAACAUUAUGGAUUUCCACUGAGGAUUGAGAGGCUGUGGAGAGACGUGUGGUGUGCAGUAACCACCAUAUACUACAGUGUGCUGCACUCACUGGAAGAUGAUGGGUUCUUUGACCUAUCUAACAACAUGCAUCUUUUUAGUUGCCAUUAUGUGUUCUUGCCCAGAAUACAAGCUAGCCUGGAUGCAUUUCAUGAUGGAUGGGAUAACCACCCAAUUCGAACCGAGGGGAACAUGACACCCAAUCAGCUCUGGGAGAUGGGAAACAUUCAGCAUGCGGUGGCAGAGCCAGAGUUUGAAAACACUGAGGAACUGUACCUUCAACACCUUGACUGGGAAGAUUGUGGCCUGCCUUAUGAUUCACAACAUGGAGUCAUUGUUCCCAUGGCUGACCGCCUAUUGAGCCCAGAAGAGCUAGCAGGACUUCAGGCAGCCAUUGAUCCCAUGGGACCCUCAACGUCAUAUGGCACAGAUAUUUAUCUGGCAACCACUCACUACAUACAGCACAUACUGGGCAAACAGUAA
Xyrauchen texanus (razorback sucker) is the source of this 1197-nucleotide messenger RNA. RefSeq lists its product as uncharacterized. NCBI's taxonomy places the organism in Eukaryota, Metazoa, Chordata, Actinopteri, Cypriniformes, Catostomidae. The record is from RefSeq and is a predicted model, not a curated record. The transcript has 5 exons. Bases 34 to 1197 code for a protein of 387 amino acids.